Rhea pennata is the source of this 1851-nucleotide messenger RNA. RefSeq names its product SLAM family member 5-like. The transcript is spliced from 7 exons. The record is from RefSeq and is a predicted model, not a curated record. NCBI's taxonomy places the organism in Eukaryota, Metazoa, Chordata, Aves, Rheiformes, Rheidae. The coding region runs from base 37 to 1158 and encodes 373 amino acids.
CAGCAGGAAGCAGCCGCCGGCACGAGCUGCGCUCACAUGGCAGCGCUGCGGUACCUGCUCUUUGCAGUCCUGCUUCACUGGGCAAUGCAGCCCGGGCACGGCGCAGCCACGGAGGUGACCGGCGUCGUGGGCAAGUCCGUCACCUUUCGCCUCGUGAGCCCGGCGGGAAGACACGUGGCCUGGAGCGUCAGGAGCGAACUGAUAGCGACCGUCACGCUGGGAAACCCUCCUGAAGUCAUCUUUUUUGACCAAAACUACGUGAGCCGCCUGUCCUUCCCGGACAACGGCACCGCGGUCACCAUCUCGCGGCUGGUGAUGGAAGACGCCGGCAGCUACACGGCUCAGCUCCCCGAGAAGGCAAAGCUCGUCUUCGACCUGCGCGUGUACCCGGAGCUGCCGCAGCCGGCGGUGACCUGUGUCUGGCGCAACUGCUCCGACACCGGCUGCGACUACAAACUGCGCUGCGCCGUGCCGGCCCCGGCGGCCAACGUCUCCUACGGCUGGAGCGCCCCGGGCGCGCCGCUGGGCAAUGCCUCCGUGCUGCUCCUGGAGCUGCUGCCGGCCGAGGAGCUGCCCGUCACCUGCACGGCGCGAAACCCCGUCAGCAGCAGCAACGUCACGGUGCAGCCCGUGGGCACCUGCGCAGAAAUGCCCUCCCGCGGCCGAACUGCCAUCACUGCAAUGCUGGCGGUGGGCACCGUGGUGGUUGUCGUGCUGCUCGUCGCCGGGAUCAGCUACUGCCGCGCCAAAGGCCGACGCGUCUCCUCUUUGCUCAACGGCAGCGCAGGCAAAGCAGAGGCCGGCGCCGCGGACCUGACGCUGUACGCCCAGGUGGGCCCCCCCUCUCGCCCGGUGAGCCCCGUCCCCCCCGCCCAAUGCAGCCCCGCAGCCGCGGCUCCCGGAGCCGGGGCGGGUCGGCAGCCCCCGCCGAGCGCCGGUCUCUCCCAGCGCCCUUCGGAUCGCUCCGCGCAGCACCCCGCGCGGAGUUCCCCCAGCGCGGAGAGAGCCGCUGCCGAGGAAACCUGCAAAACCGUCUAUUCCACGGUGCAGGCUGCAGCCCGGCUGCAGACGGACGACGAGAAGAUCCGCGCCAGGGUCCCGGCGUGGCCGGAGCACGGCGAGAAGAGCCUCCCCGCGCCGGCCCUGCACCGGCCCUGAUCGCCCCGGCCCCACGGCCGCUCUCCUGCCUUUUGGGGGGGGGGGGGGACGCAGCCCCUCGGCGUCCGCCUGGCGCCGGCUCCUUCCUCGUCCCCUCGGGGUGGAGCGAGGGAUGUGCCGGGGAACGGCGGCGGCGGCAGUGGCGAGAUGCAGCCGUCCCCGGGCGGAGAAAGCAGCGUUUUGAGCCCCGACUCCGAGAGGCCGCAGCAGCGAGGCGGCCGGGGGGGGUCGGGGGGACGCUGCGCGGCGCAGGACAGCACCUGCGAGGCCGCGGGGACCGGCCGCCCCGGCACCGCUCGUGUCGGUGCGGGAAGGAGCGAAGCAGCGCAGCGCCGGACCCGGGCGGCUCUCGGCCCCUUCCGCGGCGCUGCCGCCGGACGCGCGGACACACGGACGCACCUUCGCCUUGUGUGCAGAGUCGGCGAACUACGCAGGGGUGAACCUGGAGGCGCUUUGAAGUGCGGGACAUGGCAGAGACCUCCAGGAGUACUGUAAUAAAAACACGCGACGUGGCUGAGCUCCGUCCUCGUUGGCCGUUUUUUUUUUUUUUCUGCCGAAACAGCCCAGUAUUGGCAAACCCGGGCAGCUUGCUGCGUCUCCGCGGCGCGGCUCCCUGCAAGGGCGAGCGCGGGAGCCGAAACUGCCCCCGGGACCCUCCGCGGCCGUGAACCAGCGGCGUUGCGGGGCCGCCAC